Messenger RNA from Xiphias gladius (swordfish), 2158 nucleotides. RefSeq names its product G patch domain and ankyrin repeats 1 (gene gpank1). NCBI's taxonomy places the organism in Eukaryota, Metazoa, Chordata, Actinopteri, Istiophoriformes, Xiphiidae. Gene Ontology annotation, biological process: regulation of DNA-templated transcription. Gene Ontology annotation, molecular function: DNA-binding transcription factor activity; protein binding; nucleic acid binding. The record is from RefSeq and is a predicted model, not a curated record. Bases 753 to 1898 code for a protein of 381 amino acids. The transcript has 4 exons.
CAACAGGUGGAGGGCGACACCCAGUCCGACAGGUGGCAGUACUCACCUUUGGUAACGUCGCGUCGCGUCGCGUCGGUCUGUUUACAAACAGAAGGAACGAGGGUAACGCUCAGCUUGAGGUAUCGAUCUUAUAAUUAGAGAGAUUCGUCAAUCUUGCUGUAGUUCACGUCUUCGUCGGGAUAAUUGUCGGAAGCGACUUGCGCCAUGUUCACAAACUGAGACCUUGAGGUCAUCUCAGAGUGACAACCGUUCGCGUGUCUAAAAGCUAAUGCUAAAGCUAACCUAGGCUAACUACUCUGCUAAGGCUACAAAGGCUGAGUACCUGGUCUUGUCCUAUUUAGACAGAUGAAUAUAAAUUGUAUUAGGUUAAAUGUUGUGUUUUAGAUUGUGUUGGAGAUUGUGUUUCAGAAUUAGUCAGAAAGAAAAUCACUCGUCCUACUACACGUCAAAACGAGCAAGCUAGCUACUUCAGCUUGCUAGCAGCUUCGAUUAACAAAUAGGGCAAAUAUAACCAAAAAUUGAUAUUUGUGGCUUAUAAAAUGUCAGACAUUUUUAUUGCGUAAGUUUACUUGGUGCAAAUUUCACCGGUUUAAAAGCUGAUAUUAAGUAAUGUCACGUCACCUAAUAUUUAAUACUAUCGUAUGCUGCCAUAGCAUGAGCAUUGCAGCUUCCCUUAUCUGAAAUAAGAUACGGUUACUCAGACUGACUGUCAAUGAGAUAACAGCGAGCUGCCUAAACUACAAUCACUCCUUAUGGCUAGUUUAGGCUUUACUCCUGCCAGUGAGCAGGAUUUUUUCAGCACUGAAACAACGGGACAGUCCAGCUCUAAAGCAAGCAGUGCACUUAGUGGGGAAGAGGCCAAGCAGUUCUACGAAAACUUAAUGAAAGAUGAUCAUAAAGGACAAGAAGUACCAGGGAAUGCAUUUAGGAAAAAAGAUGAUGGCAGAGAGCGUCAGAAUAAACAGAAGAACAGAGAGUCCAGUAGAAGAAUCAGGAGGAGAGUCAGGGCUGCAGAGGUGCAGCAAGAUCAGACUAAUUUAGCGUUGGAAAGAGGGACUGGUAGGGAAAGCGAAGGUGUCCAAAGGAGAGAGAUGACAGCAAGAGAGACGAGCGACUCAGAAAGGUCCGUUGAGCUCCAGGGGCUCCGGUUGCUUCGCUGUGCCCACGAGGGGGACACCUCUGGCCUCAAAGAGCUGCUCUCAAAGGGGGUCGACAUAAACUUCCAGGAUACUUUCUUCUGGACAGCUGUGAUGUGCGCAAGCUGGUCUGGACAAAGAGCUGCGGUGAGGCUGCUGCUGCAACACGGAGCCGCCUGGGUUGGAGUGGUUGAUAUGCAGGGCAGGGAUGCCAAAGACUUGGCGCUGGAAGCAGGCCACAGGGAGGUGUUGGAGGAGUUGGAGAGCUAUGGGAGAAGUGCACAGAGAGACACGCAAUCUGAUAGCAGGUUUGCACAAUGUGCCCCCCAGCCUCAGUGGUGUGGUGUGUGUUCUAGCAAGUACAGCAGCAGCCUGUCGACACAUCUCUCCUCCACUCUGCAUCAGUUUAGUCUGCGGCAUCGUCCAUCCACUCCCUACUACUGUCUUCCCCCCUCCAGCAACGGCUACAAGAUGAUGGUUCGUUGCGGCUGGAAACCAGGGACAGGACUGGGGCCAGAGGGAGAGGGCCCGCAACAGCCAGUGCCAACAGUGCUGAAGAGAGACCAGAAAGGUCUGGGGUAUGGACAGAUGAAAAGAGCCAAAGUUACACACUUCCAAGCCAGGGAUCAGGAUGCCGUGAAACCACCAUCCAAGGAUAAAGAAGAGAAAGGAGGAAAAGGAAAGAGGAAAGAAGAAAGUAGGAGAAAGGAGCUAAAGGAUAAAAACUGGGAAAGAGAUUUUCGUGCCUCUUUUUAUCUUUGACACCUGCCAGUGAUUUCCAUACAAGCCCUCUCCCCCAAACGUAUCUGAAAGUAUCACAAAAACAUUAGUAAGAUCUAUUAUGAAGAGAUGCUGUACCUUUUUUAAUUUAAAACUGUAAAGGAGUUUUCUCAUGGAGAAUUAUAUAAUACCUUGACACUACCUCAAAGCUGAUACUGUGUCCAGUUGUACUAUCACCAAAUGUGGCAUUGUUUUUACUCUGUAUUACUAAAUAUAGUGUAUUUAUUGUUACAUAAGCCCCA